CAGGCCGGGGGUGAAGUGAUUCACUGUAUGGAGGGAGAGAGGAGUUUUACACCUCUGCACCAUUUCCUUUCUCGUCUGUUUUUCUUUUGUCGGCGUCUUGAUCUGAUUUGUGCCGUCUGUUCUCCUCUUGUCUUUCCUGUUCCUCUACCUGUUGUUCACUGUCACUGUGAUGGAUCUCAGGAUUGUUUUUAUCAUCUCAAGUCUUUUAGUCAUCACUGCUGUAUCAAACAAAACAACAGCUCAGCCGGUUUCUGCACCCACUCCGACCAACAGCACCAGUGAGAGGUGUUCCUGCCCCAGUGCUACUCCAGCAGCCCCUGCUGACUCCCCCACCCCCCCCCGCCCCCCUGCACCUGCCCUGGACCUCCCCACAAUCGACUGGAAAAGUAAAUGUGGCGGACACGUUAAGCUGAUACGCAUUUAUCCCUCCAACUCCUCCUCGCCGGUCUGUCACAGCAGUGAAAACCACAUCCGGAGGGUUUUGGGAAAUGUGUGUGUGAACCGGAAAGGUUGUAACGACACCACACGACCCUGGGUCAAGGGUGCUGAGACGGACGAGAUUAGUUAUGACAUCACAGACAGUGGAGCGAAGGAGACGAACCGCUGCAUGGCGCUAAAUGUCCGAUGCACAGCUGAGGUCCUCCCAGAUGUGCAGGGGCAGCUGCAGGCCUACAAAGUGGUGACAGCUUUGCUCUGCUGCGUGCUGCUGCUCCUGUUACUGAUCCGCUUCACCAGACCCACCGUCAAAGCCCUGCAGAAGAGACUAUCAGACAGGAGGCAGAAUCGCUGGAUUGGACCUACACAGAGUCAUAGCGUGUCUUACCAUCGUGGAAAAAGUGCAGUUAAAAACAAUGAUGCAGAGAAGAGAGUGUCCUACCCUGCUCUGGAGCGACUGGCAGUCAGUGACAGCAGGGAGCCUUCAUCCAACAGGAACAGUGAUUACAACUUCUGACAUGUGUGUUCUUCCUGUAUCAUCAUCAUCAUCAUCAUCAUCAUCAUCAUCAUCAUCAUCAUCAUAAGGGCUAAACAAGUUUCUGGAUUUAAUCUUUGAGAGUAAACAAGCUUGGAAAUGACACCAGAGCAAUUUAUAACAACCUGAGUUAUGUAUCAACUGGACGGUUCACCCCCAAAUCAAAAUUACAUAUUUUUCUUCUUACCUGUAAUGCUAUUUAUUGCUAGAUUAUUCUGGUGUCAGUUUUUGGGUGUUUAAGAUAUUUGCUAUAAAUCUAUAAGCUGUAUAUAAAGACAACAUGACCGUUCCCCCGAAGUGUAACAUUUCAAUCUCGAUCGCCCCCUGGUGUCUGUCUGCGGUAUAGGUCAUAAAACCCGCCCCUCCAUGUUAGUGAAUGAAUAUGGGCUGAACAGAAAACUCCAAGUACACGUCAAAUACAUUUUUCCCAAAGGUGGUUUCUGUCAUUGAGGGUAGUUCUCGUCACCCUGAUGUUUGUUCAAGUUUUUAUUUUAUUUUUUUAAGGGUAUUAUUUGGGCUUUUUUGCAUUGAUUUGAUGAUAAAGUUCAAGAGUGAAUGAAGGAGAGAAAGGGGAUGAUAUACAGCAAAGGGCUGGGGCCGGAAUUGAACCCACGGCUGCUGCAGUGAAGCUGUACACUCUGUACAUGGGGUGCCCUCUCUACCAACAGAGCUACUAGACGCCCCGAUAAGUUCAGUUUUACUGAGUUAUUAAAUUGUACAGAAAGGAGAUUUUACGCCAUGGCUGACAAUUGUGACAGCCAAUCGAAGCACUCGCGUUCAAAGUGUCUGCUUGUGACUGGUCAGACGGGUGUUUUGCCAGGAACUCCCCCACCGCGUAUGUCGCCACUGCGCAGACUCCAGCUCCGAAUUACUUCACCAGUGCAAGAUGGCAGAGCCUGUAUCCUGGAUAUUUUAGCUUCAAUUAAGCAUAGUGGGGGUAAAUGGGGACGUGUCGUCAGUCUUUAUAUACAGUCUAUGGUAUGACCACACAAAAGGAGGCAUUCAUCAACUAAUAGCUCAUUUAGCACCAUUUAGAUAGUUAAUAUACAUCUUAGCCAAGGAGGAGGAUACCAGAGUGCAGUUUGGUAGACAAAAUAGUUCCAACAUGAAACCGCUCACAACAGCAUCUGUGGAUUAUCUUGAUUUACCGGGUCACAAUUUCUGGAAAGAGACGUUACUGUAGAGUUUUACUUAUACCUCAAGCCGAGUGUCAUCAUUUCCCAUUAUACUGGAAAGAAGGCAGACAUCUCUAUGGCUGAUAUCUUAAACAUCACAAAUCACACUUAACGAUGUAGACUGAUAUAUAGAACUACAUGUAAGAGGAAAAAUAUGUGUUUUUGUUUGGGGUUUUUUUUGUUUUAACUCUUUCUUUAGGAUAUGCUGUUGUAAUGGAACUUUACAGUAUUUUGGGAAAUCACUCAACACUUUGUACAUGGUGUUCAUACAUUCAUGUUUCAGCAAUUAGCAUUGGAGUUACUCCUUUAAUGACAGCUGGCACAGCAGAGAGUGCUGUGACUGCAGCUCAGAAAGUCCUGAAUGGUUUUGCCAGUCUUGCGCUCCGUCCGAGUGCCAGUUGGAUAUAUUGGUGACGAAUUUGUUUGCUAAUUUGCUACAACAUCAAAUAGCUUGGAAGUUGUAAGAAGAUUUUUUUUUACAACUUUACUAACUGUUUCCUUAUUCCAGUCUUAGUUUUUAGCUAGACUUUACACAUUCUGUAUCUAACUGUGAACUACACACACAAAAAAAAGAUAAAACUGAGAAACUCAUUAAGUUUUUAAAAUGCUGGAAUAUUCCUUUAAUUGUUAAAACAUUGAUAUAAAAAAAAACACUGACAAUAUUGAUUCAAAACAUUUAAUUCACUGAAAUUGUAACGUAAGUUUUGUUCCUUUUGUUAUUUGUGAUUAAUAUUGUGAACUUUUUGUUUUCAGUAAAAUGAUCUAAGUCGUU
Messenger RNA from Plectropomus leopardus (leopard coralgrouper), 2917 nucleotides. RefSeq names its product CD5 molecule (gene cd5). Lineage: Eukaryota; Metazoa; Chordata; Actinopteri; Perciformes; Serranidae. The record is from RefSeq and is a predicted model, not a curated record.